CGUCGCAGGAGUCGCAGGAACAGCCGGAGAAGAAGGCGCAGCCAGUCGCAGGAGGAGGAGGUGGUCACCGGCCACAUAAGACUAGUCCCCCCCCUCCCUAAACCCACUGAAUCCCCUCCCAAUUGCCCGCGCAAAAGGAGAACCGAAAGGAGGAGCGAAGCGGAGGACAAGGAGGAGCGCAGGAGGAGACGGAGACGGCCCGUGUGUGUGUGUGUGUGUGUAGGUGGAGUGUGUGUGUCGGCCGUCUCAGUCGGAUAAGCAUCAGGCAUCAUUCAGAUUCAGAUCAAGAUCCCCAACCCAAACUGAAGCACCAGAACCACCAGAAGAACAGCAACCACCACCACCACCACCACCAUGUCGUCCAGUGAGCCACCGCCUCGCUACGAGCCACCCGUGGAGCCAGUCAAUGGCAUUGUACAGCCACCGGUGAUGCCGCCAGCGGAGCGACCCGGCCGCAAUACGAACCAACUGCAAUAUCUGAUCAAGACGGUGAUGAAGGUGAUAUGGAAGCACCACUUCUCGUGGCCCUUUCAACAGCCCGUCGAUGCCAAGAAGCUCAACCUGCCCGACUACCACAAGAUCAUCAAACAGCCCAUGGACAUGGGCACGAUCAAGAAGCGGCUGGAGAACAACUACUACUGGUCCGCCAAGGAGACCAUACACGACUUCAACACGAUGUUCAACAAUUGCUAUGUCUACAACAAGCCCGGCGAGGAUGUCGUUGUGAUGGCCCAGACGCUCGAGAAGGUCUUCCUCCAGAAGAUCGAAUCGAUGCCCAAGGAGGAGCUCGAACUGGAGCCGGUAACGGCCAAGGGCGGCAAGAAGAAGCAACGGGCGCCGGCUACGCCCAAGUCAUCGUCAACGCCCGGCGGCGGUGGAGCAUCCACCGGUGGUGGCUCCGGUACGGCCUCCUCGGCGGCCGUUAGCAGCGGAGCUGGUAGUGGCUCCGCCAAAGUCUCGGCCGCCGCCUCAUCCGCGCAACAGUCCGGCCUGCAGGGAGCGACGGCGGGAGUGGGCGGCGGUGCGGCGAGCACAGCGGGAACCCAGGCGGGUUCCGGAGGAGCGGGAGGAGCGACCGCCGCCCGACCCGUUUCCGCCAUGGGCGGCACGGUUUCAUCGACGGCCGGCGGUGCACCGUCCAUACCACCGAUUAGCACAAUGCCACCGCACACGGUACCGGGCAGUACCAAUACGACGACGACAGCGAUGGCCGGCGGCGCUGGCGGAGGAGCAGGUGCGGCUGCGGCCAAUCCCAAUGCCGCCGCCCUCAUGGCCAGCCUGCUGAAUGCGGGCCAAACGGGCGGCUAUCCCGGCGCACCCGGUCAGACGGCGGUGAAUAGCUCCUCGCUGCUGGAUGGCAGCACGGCCGCAGUUGCGGCAGCGGCGGCAGCAGCAGCAGCAGCGGCGGCGGCGGCGGGAGCGGGCGGAGCAGCGGGAUCCGCCGGUGGAGCAGCGGGCGCCGGAGUGACAAUACCAGCCGUGAACGUCAAUGCCGCCAACGCCGUGCAGGCCUAUGUGAAUGCGGGCGUGAGCGUCGGAGUGGACGCCGUGAUACCGCCGCAGCAGCCCGCCAAAAUAAAGAAGGGCGUCAAGCGGAAGGCGGACACAACGACGCCGACGGCCAAUGCCUUUGAAUCGCCUUACGCGCAAAUGGACUCCAAAUCGGCCAAGAUUGCGACGCGGCGGGAGUCGAAUCGUCAGGAUCUUACAUUCCAGGGCUCGGGAUACAACAUGUCGCCGCUGGGCGUCUCCGGAGUUCCCGGACUUGGCGGUCUGGUUGCCGGCGGCGUCGCCGGCGUGGCGGUGGCCAAGAACAAGGAGAAGCUAUCCGAUGCGCUCAAGUCGUGCAACGAGAUCCUCAAGGAGCUCUUCUCGAAGAAGCACUCGGGCUACGCCUGGCCCUUCUACAAGCCGGUGGACGCGGAAAUGCUCGGCCUGCACGACUACCACGACAUCAUCAAGAAGCCCAUGGAUCUGGGGACUGUCAAGCGGAAAAUGGACAAUCGCGAGUACAAAAGCGCGCCGGAAUUCGCCGCCGACGUGCGAUUAAUAUUCACCAACUGCUACAAGUACAAUCCGCCAGAUCACGAUGUCGUGGCCAUGGGUCGCAAGCUGCAGGACGUCUUCGAGAUGCGCUACGCCAACAUCCCCGACGAGCCGGUGGCCAAUGCGGCCCACCACCACGGACACGGCCACGGGCACGGCCAUGGCCACGCCCACAGUCACGGGCAUGGUCACGGCCACGGUCACGGUCACGGCUACGGCGGAUCCUCCUCACUCAAGCACGAUGCCAGCGAUUCGUCCAGCGAGGACUCCAGCGACACGGAGAACGAAUCGAACUCGGACGAGGAGCGCAGCGCCAAGCUGAAAAUGCUCGAGUCCAAGCUGCUCGGCCUGCAGGAGGAGAUUCGCAAGCUGUCCGAGGAGGCCUCCGCCAAGAAGAAGGCGAAGAAGAAGCUCAAGGAGAAGAAGAAGUCGAUGGGCGGUGGCUCCGGUUCCGGUUCAGCCUCUCAUCAUGGCCACGCCUCGGGCGGCGGUGCGAAUGCCGGUGGAGCAGGCGCCAAUUCCGGCGGUCAUGCGGGCGGCGUUUCCGUGCCCGGCGGCGGCGUCGGGGGCCUGGGUGCCGGCGGAGCGGGCGGCGCUAAUCUCAGUGCCCUGCUCAGCGGCUCGUUGGUCGGUCCCGGCGGAGCAGCCGUCGCCGGCGGCGUUCCCAAUGUGGGAGCACUGCACAGUCAAGUGCACGACGUGGCCAUGGCCUUUGGCCAGCUGGCGGGAGGCGGUGCCUCGGCCGGCGGCGGCGGCUUUGGUGCAGGAGUGACGGCAUCGGGAGCCUCGGCGGGCGGCAAGGCGGGCACCCUGGCCGGCGCUCUGGCAGCGGGCGCAGCGGCCGGAGCCGGCGGCACAACUGGCAGCGGCAGUGGCAGCAGUAAAGGUGCUAAGAGCAAGGGCGGACGAGGCGCCAAGGGCAGCGGAGGCGGCGGCGGCGUUGGAGGUAGCAAUAAUGCCGCUGCGGCCAAUUCCGCUGGCGGUGCAGCGGGAGCUGCUGCGGGCGGAGCCGGAGCCGUGGGAGCUGUGGGCGGCGCUGGAGCAGCAGGCGGCGGCGGCAACGCCUCCAAGCGGGCCAAGGGCAGCAGUUCGGCCGGUGCGGGCGGCGCUGUUGGCGGUGCGAAUGCCAGUACCGGUGGCGCCGGGGCGCGCGGCAGCAGCAAGAAGAAGCCCAGCCAGGUGAUGAACUUCGACUCCGAGGAGGAGGACACGGCCAAGCCAAUGUCGUACGAUGAGAAGCGCCAGCUGUCGCUCGACAUCAACAAGUUGCCAGGCGACAAGCUGGGCCGUGUGGUACACAUCAUCCAGAACCGGGAGCCAUCGCUGCGUGACUCCAAUCCCGACGAAAUCGAGAUCGACUUCGAGACGCUGAAGCCGUCGACGCUGCGCGAGCUUGAAAGCUAUGUGGCGUCGUGUUUGCGCAAAAAAACACGUAAGCCAUAUUAUAAAAAGCCUUCCGGCAAGUCGAAGGACGAGCAGAUGGCCGAGAAAAAGCAGGAGCUGGAAAAGCGCCUGCAGGACGUCACCGGCCAGCUGGGGGCAAGCAAGAAAACCGCCAAGAAAGAUGAGUCCGCCUCGAACAAGGUCGAGGCAGUGCAGCCGGCGAAUCCCGUGUCAUCGAGUUCCAGUUCCAGCGAUUCAUCGUCGUCGAGUUCGAGUGAUAGCAGUUCGAGUGACUCGAGCGACAGUGAAGCAGGUUAGGACGCGUUUUGUUUGUUUGUUUUAUUUUAUACAACUUUUUUUUUAUUAGUAUACAUAGAGAUAUGCAAAUAUAAAUAUAUAUUUAUAUAUAUAUAUAUAUAUGUAGAUGCGUUGUUUAAGAAACAAACAACAGAACUCACUAAACACACAUACGGAAACAGAAACCGAUACCGAAACCGAAACCGAUUCAGAUCAGAUCAGAUACAGAUUCAGAAUAUUGAGACAGACCCCCAUAUACACACACAGAAACCGAGACCGCAUCAUUUUUAUUCUAUUAUCUUUUAACAUUAGAUACCUAAAAACAUAAGGCGUCGGGCGGGGCGGGGCGGGGAGAGGAGGGCGUGGCUAAAGUCAGAGACCAGAAGAUUCGAUCGAGUAAUGAACAGUCUAGGAUCUAGGAAAACCAUUAAAACCCGUUGAAAAUUGUAAAAAUAUAUUACAAAAAUGUAAUGAAAAUAAUGGAGGAUGAGGAUGAGUUAAUACUUAAGUCGCACAGAAUCAGGAGAUUUGAACAGAGCGAUUGGCUUAAUUAAUUCAAUUGGAUAUAGGUUUAUCUAGUUAUAAUGUAAUAGUUACCCUAUUAGCACACGCAAGUAUAUAUGCCAAUGCGGAUAUAUGUAGAGUUUAUCGAUUGUGUUUAUCUGCUUACCUUUUGUUUUUAUCAUUUUUUAAGUUAGUUUCAAAACAACCCACACUGACACGCACACCAACACUGAAAUCUGAAAUAGAAGGAGACAAAAACUAAGAGUAGGGGAGUAGAGUAGAGGGGAGGGAGCGAGAGGGGAAAUGAUAAGGGUAUUAUUGUAAUAGCAAAGACCGACUGACCAAUACAUCCCGCUCAGACACACAAGAACCCAAUCCCCUGUCUCGCUCUAAUAGAGCAUUUUUAAUUUAUUGAAUUUAGCGCAUUUUGUUUAUGUUUUUGUGUGCUAAAUGCCAAACAACAAGAGAAAUUAACAGGACGAACCGAGAUCAAAACACGAAACAUCUCCAUUUUCCGAACGUCUGAUUUGAAGAAACCCACAAAAAGCGAUCCCAACUCUGAUCUUAAUUUUUUUUUUUUUUUUGUAUUUGUUUAUUUUUACAAAAAAGCGUUUUUUAAGGAAUACCCAAGAACCAAGUUCAUGACAAAGUGCAAUAUGCAUUUACUCUAAGAAAACAAAUGCACACGAUUAUAUGGAAUUUAGCAACGUAAAUUGGAAAACGAGUAAAAUGCCCUAGUUAAAUCAAUGUUUAAAAGUAUUUUAUUCAAAUAUUUCGAUAACGGACAUAGCCACAACCAUACUAGAAGCAAAACAAAUUGAGAAUUAUAAGUCACAUGGCAGAGUUGUUAAACAAAUUUGCUGACAAACCAAUGAACCGAGGUUUUUAUUUCAAUUCACACGAGAUCCACAUCAGAGUUGGGUGUUAGGGUAUCGCAAUAUCAGGCGUUUCGCAAGGACAUUAGAACAUUUUAAACCCCUCCUCAUUUCUACCAACCAGCUACAUAAAACACAGACGAACAACACGAACACAACGGCAAAACUUUAUAUAAUCGAUAUAUAUAUAUAUAUAUCUAUAUAUAUACAUCUAGGUCUAGUAUAUACUUAAUUAUAUAUACACAACCACACACACACAUAUAUCAUAUUUAAGCAUUUGUAGGUAUUAAACGAAUUGUAUUUGUAAAUGAAAAAAUGAGAAAACAAAUCUUACACAACACACAUACACAACUAUCUAAAAUGAGAAUAUUAAGAAAAAAAACACUCUUUACUACUUUAAGUCUUUUUUGAAACAACAAAAAAAAAAACAAUUCUAAAAAAAGAACAAGAAAAACCUUAUUAUUACCAAUAUUAUGAUUAUUAUUAUUAUUAUGAUUAUUAUGAGAAUAUGCUGAAAAAAUCGUGAAGCAAUUGUGUAUUGGGGGCAGCCAAUCUGAAAAAGAAAGUAAUGAAUUCCAACUCCAACCAACCAACCAACCAAUCAAUCAAUCAAUCAACCAAACCAAAACCAACCAAUCGAACCAAUCAACCAAAUCAAAACUCUCCAUCAAAUCUACAAAACAGCAGAGCAAGAAUGCAUGAUUGACAAAAGAUCAACAAAUAAAUCGAAAUAAAAACGUAUCAUCCACACUCCACACACAUUAUAACCCCUCAAGUAGUACUAUCCAUCAUUAGAAUAUCUUUUAGAGGCAGCUUAGGAGCAAACUCCUUCAUAGAUCAUCAUCAUUCUUUCUCCUACCGCUAAAAUCAAAACGUAAUCUGGGUUUGCAGGGCUUGCACUCUACCCACUAGACCACCAUUCAGACCAUAUAUUAUUAUAUUGAUAUCACUAACAAGGCGCAAUUGUAAGAACCUUCUCCGCCAACUUUUCCAGGGUGCAAAUCCCAUAAUCCUCGAAACGAAUACUUCUGUGCCAAUUCCAUGUUUUUUCUAGUCUUAUUUCUUGAUAUGAUAAAGCCAAUCCACUAAAUCGUAACCCACAGACGACGAUCCUACUUCAUCCAGUAUGUAAUUGAAAUCCAAGCGUUUCGUUUUUUUUGUUAGCUGGACAAAACACUCACACGCACACACGAAACACCCACUUAACCUCACAGAACUAUGUGUAAAAUAUAAUAAUAAUAAUGAAAAUGAACAAUAACCAUAAUAAUAUGAAAUAUCUAACAAACUGAAUGAAAGAAAAUACAAGAACAAUUACCAUAUAUGUCUAAAGUAUGCAAAAAACGUAUGAAAUUCUCGAUACACUUGCAGACAAUGUGUAAAAAAAAGAAAGUAUAAAAAGCUUCUGAAAGAAAUGGAAAGAAAAAACCGAACCACAAAUAUAAAUAACGUAAUUCAAAUAAACAACGUAAGGAACGAAUACGUAAGGCAAUUGUGACAAAGAGAGAAUAACACAGAGAGAAAGAGAGAAAAAAAAGGGGGAUUACCCAAAAUUAAAGCUAAGAGGGGUCUGAAAAAAAUGAGGGAUACUUCAACUUACAUCUAAUUAAGUCUGCUGACAAAUGUGAAUGUAGAAUUUGAUGUUAUUAAUUGUUUAAACGUUUUUAACCUCAAAGAAGUGUUUCCAGACGGAACAAAUGGAACUGAAACACUGCAAUUAGCACAAUUCGCGAACAAUAGCUCGCAUUUAUCACUUAGAAUCGAGAAUUAUUUAAUAUCUCUCUGUAUAUGAUUAAUUCGUGGUUAAUUAUUUGUUGUUGUCAUUAACUUUAUGUGUAUCAAUGUGGGAGAACCGUCAUCCGAAAAACAAAAAUGCUUCCAGCUAACUUCCAAAAGGAAUCCAUGAGUGAAUACCCAAAAGGACAGCUUAACGAUAAAUUAAAGAAACAAUAAAAACCGAUCGCAAAUUAAAAAAAUAUCCAAAUCCAACUAUCGGGAUCAAAAACAAUCGAUUUCUUAGAGUGGGGUAACUGGAUCGGGUCCACAAUUCAUCUGUCUAUCUCUAUCUCUCUUUCUCUCUCUCUGUGUGUCCUUGCCACUGUGUCUGUCUCUGUCUGUAGUAGUAACGGUAUAACGGUAUGAGAAAAGCGGAACGAAUCGGAAUGGAACCAAGCGUUACGUAUAUAGAGUCUUUUACUCUAUAGCUACUAAACUCCAACUAGUUCUAAAUACAUAGCUAUAUUUACAUAGAUAUAUGUAUCAAUGAAGGUAUAAAACAAAAAACAACUACAAAAAAAGAAAUAAGAAAACAAAUAAUUAAAUGUAAUUUGAAAACAUUUUAUUAUUUAUUUUUCGGCUGUCGGCUUUCCCCUUUACACAUUGUUUGCACGUUUUUUUCAAAAAAAAAAAAAAAAUAAUAUAUAUAUAUUAU
Drosophila takahashii is the source of this 7533-nucleotide messenger RNA. Lineage: Eukaryota; Metazoa; Arthropoda; Insecta; Diptera; Drosophilidae. The record is from RefSeq and is a predicted model, not a curated record.